Penicillium olsonii is the source of this 789-nucleotide messenger RNA. NCBI's taxonomy places the organism in Eukaryota, Fungi, Ascomycota, Eurotiomycetes, Eurotiales, Aspergillaceae. The record is from the annotation of a GenBank genome assembly.
AUGCUACCUACUGUCACUAUUCGACCAGCCUCCGAAAACCAGGAUAAUCACAAGCUCUUGACAGUUGGGAUUUUCGCCGAAAUAUACCUUUUGAACGAUCAUAUUAUAAGGAAAAUUUCCCGUGGUCAGAGUGAAGAAGAUCUUCAACCUACACUACGCGAGGCUCUGAUAUACGACGUUCUCGGAACUCAUCCACGGAUUACCGAAUGGCUAUCAAAGGGCAUAUCCGACUAUACCGAGAUCAAAUACUAUCCUCGUGGUGACCUUGUGAAAUAUUUGGAUAGGAAUUCAAUUUCCCUCGAGCUUCGAUCCAGAUGGUACCAGCAGAUCUUGGAAGCUAUUGUUUUUGUCCAUAGCCGUGGUGUUAUCCAUUCCGACAUUGCUCUGCGUCAGUUUUUUAUUGACGAGAACUUCGAUCUACGACUCGGCGAUUUCAACUCUUCGCAUUGCCCUAGCCAUGUAGCGCUUGGCUAUGAGAAAGCAUCACACUGCUUACCACGAGAUUAUGAUCUUCCUAACACGGAAGCCUCCGACAUCUUUGCCCUAGGAUCUACGCUCUAUGAGCUAGUCACUGGCGAGGCCCCCUAUAGCGAACUUUAUGGACCAAAAUCAGACGAUCCGGAUAUCAUCAAAGCUCAACUCCGACGACAGGACGUGAUAGACCAUGAGAUUGAAUCACGCUACAAAAAUGGCAAUUUCCCGGAUGUCUCCGGUCUAUUUGGAGGGGAAAUCAUAUUAGGCUGUUGGAGAGGGGAGAUUUCUACCGCUCAAGGGGCACUUGAUUUGUAA